CUCGCGACUCGCGGGACGGGAGGAAGCCCUAGCCUUCGCCUCGUCCAUUUCCUCCCCUAGUCCCCUUCACCGCGCCUCCGCCUCCGCCUCCACCGCGCGCCUCCGCCACCGCCCCGGCGCCAUGUACCCGAGCCCGUACGCCGGCUCCGGCGCAGGCGCCGGAGGGAAGAUCCGGCGCCGCCCGCCGACCCGCGCCGCCUCCACGCCCUACGAGCGGCCCCCCGCCGCCGCCGCCGCGCACCGCCUCGCGGCCGCUGCCGCAGCGGCGUCCGCAUCCUCGGCGCCAGGAGGGGAGAGCGGCGGGGGAGGCGGCGGCUGGGUGUCCCGGCUCGUGGACCCGGCCUCCCGCCUCAUCGCGGGCGGCGCCGCGCGGCUCUUCGGCUCGGUGUUCCGCAAGCGCCUCGCCCCGCCGCCGGCCCCGUCGCUGCAAUUGUCAACUCACGGAAGAAAUAAUGAUCCAACACCGGACUUCCCUGAUUCAACUAAUGUUGAUUCACCUUCACUACCAGAGGGUGCAAUUGAUAAAGGGAAGAACAUAGCUGCCACAUCAGAUGACAAAGCAUUGUCUGAAGUAGAGCACUUGUUAAUGCGGAAGACAUUCACUAGGGUUGAGUUCGAUCGUCUUACAGACUUGUUGCGCGCAAGAACCAUUGAGCCUGAUCCACCUAAAUCUAUUGUUUUCCGUGAGGAAAAUAAUGAAGGUAUCAGAAUUGAUGCAAUAGGAGGUUCCACAUCACACCAGAUGGCUGCAGAAUCUCCAACUGUUAAAGUACAUAGUCAUGAUGUUAAGUCUCCUGCAGAACUCGCGAAACAAUAUAUGAGCUCCCGCUAUUCGAGGGAACCUCCAUCAAGUAGUCUGCGAAGCCGAUUGUUUCUUGAGAACAAAGGUGAAGCAAGCAACGAUGCCUACGAUAGGAGACCUGGACCACCCAUUGUUCAGGCACCGAUUGAAUUUGGGAAUGAAAACCCUGGGCUCCCUGUAAAUGGCUAUGUGACUUCAGGAUUACGGGGGCGGUCAGCGAUAUAUAGAAUGUCCCGCUCUCCUUAUUUUAAGGGUUCGAGCUCUAGCGAUGUGAACACAUUUUCAUUGUCCCAACGAGCACAAAGUUCGCAUAUUGGUGGCAGGCAGGUCUUAAAACGAAGAGGGAGUGACUUAGAGAAUGAAAUUGGAUCUAUAGGUCCCAUUCGUAGAAUUCGGCAGAAGUCAAAUAUGAUGUCUCCAUUUAGAGAUGCUCGUGCAAUUUCUCGAGGAAACCUUCUUACUAGCCGUACAAGUGGUUCUGAUUUCACUGAAGACAGCACAUCCAUCCAGGAAUCUCCGAGCUCAAAAAGGCUAUUACUUGGGACAACAUCUGUAAGACCCCAAGAAUCCCAUAAGAAUGGAGAUAAUAAACCUAGUGAUAACACUCCAUCCAUACCAGCUCAAUCAAACAAAAUGGCAGAGAAGAUAUUUGAGCAGCUUAAUAUAAUAGCUCCAUCUCCUAAAGAGAAGCAGUCUGGACAGCAACCUGUAACUGGUAAUACUAGUAAUUCAAUGUCGAAGAAACCUGUUUUGCAAGAUAUUGGGCCAAGCUGUAUGUAUGACCCAUCUAGUUCCCUGAAAUUUCAAGAUUUGGAUGGUGCAAAUGGACCCCUUGACCCAGACUUGAAUGGUUCCCUGUUGAAGAAAGACAAGCUAAAUAUGAUAGAAGGUGGAUUUUCAAAAGUUGCUUCGUCUGAUAAACCUACCUUUUUGGGGAACUCAGUUUCUGCUUCCACAUCACGGAAACCAGGCUUUAAAAUGGCUGUGAUAGAGGACUUAACAGAGUUGGAUGAUGACCUGGAGGUGGUCCCCAUUCCAUCCAAGAGUCUAUCAAGUAAGAUAGAGGUUAAAACAACUGAGCAGAAAUCUGACUCAACUAGAAAAGAGCAGAAAGUUGGACAAAAUAUAUUAGAGCAAAAGGUUGAAUCAAACUUAAUGAAGAACAUGGUUGAUUCUCCAGUUAGUGAACAGCAUGUAGCAUCAUUAUCUAAAUCUGUCUCUUCAUCUGGUGGUUUGUUUUCAUCAAAUGAUCCUGCAAAAGCAGUUCCUCAUACUUCUGUGGAUAACAACGCUGGUUUUGCAUUCUCAAAUGCGCCUCCUGGUACCCGUCCUGCAACUAGUGUGUCAGUAAUGCCGCUUGCUUCAGUUAAUGAUGAUAAACAGACUGGUGCUUCAAAUACUAGUGUUGGCCUCAAGCAGUCUAUUGCACCAGAUUUGGAAACACCAAAUGUUAAAAACAAAUCAACAUUUGGACAGAGUGUCACCAAGCUCACAAUAUUGGACAGAACUAGUUCUGAGAGAGGUGAUAAAACAGAAAAAGCAGAAGAUGUCAUUAAAUCAUCGGACAAGGUGGUGCCAUCAACCGCGUCAGCAACCCUUAAUGCCCCUCUCCAUUUUGCUUCUGCUGCAUCAACUUCUGCGAGCCUGAGCAAUGGCUUCUCAAACUCUUCAUCACCAAAGCUCCCAACUGUCCCACCUACUGAUAAACCUGCUGUCAGCUCAGCUGCUUCCACCAUGUUUGCUGCAUACAGUAGCAGUCCAGCUAUUUCAUCAUCAUCUCCUGCAUUUACAGCAUUUAAUUUUUCUUCCAGUACUUCGGCUGGCUUUUCAAUGGUAUCAUCAGCUAAAUCAGAUGGCACAACUGCCGAGGUAAAGCCAGCUAGCAUCUUAUCAUUUGGGAUAGGAGGUGCUGCAGAUGAAGUGAAAUCUACAGCCCCAGAUUCAGCCAGCAAACCAUCAUCAAAACUUCUUUCUUCACCUAUUUCAAGUUCUCCCAUCACAUCUGGACCUACUUUCUCUCUAGUUGCAGCUUCAAGCGAUGCUGCAGGCGCUGCAACGGCUGCGCCAUCUAAUACUUCCACCGCUCCUGGUAUUCGGGCUGCUUCAACCGCACCAUUUACAUUUCCAAGCUCUGGAAACAGCCUUUUUGGGUUCAACUCGCCAGCCCACUCUACUGGCCUCAGCACAUCGGUUACUAGCAGUACCUCUCAACCAUCUGCUGCUAGCGCACUCUUUAGUAGUAAGCUGACGCAGCCAGAGGACACAAUGCAACAACCAUCCCAGAGUCCAAAACCACAAUUUGGCUCACCAUUCCCGUCCGUGACUCCUGGUGUUGGAGCUUCAUCAUCUGGAUCUGGGACCUUCUCUUUUGGAAUUGGAGCUUCUUCGACUGGUUCCGGGACCAUGUCUUUUGGUGCUGGAGCUUCAUCGUCAACACCUGGAACUUCAUCAGCAUUCGGGGCAGCAGCUCCCUCAACAGGACCUGGUAUUUUCUCUUUUGGGGCAGGAUCUUCCUCAUCAGGAUCUGGGGCUGUUCCCUUUGGAGUUGGAGCUACCUCAUCUGGUCCUGGGACUGUGUCUUUUGGAGUAGGAGCUGCCUCAUCUGGACCUGGGGCCGUGUCUUUUGGGGCAGGAUCUUCCUCAUCAGGAUCUGGGACUGUUACCUUUGGAGUUGGAGCUGCCUCAUCUGGACCUGGGACUGUAUCUUUUGGAGCAGGAGCUUCCUCAUCUGGACCUGGGACCAUCUCAUUUGGAGCAGGAGCCUCCUCAUCUGGACCUGGGACCGUGUCUUUUGGAGCAGGAGCUUCCUCAUCUGGACCUGGGACCGUCUCAUUUGGAGCGACAACAUCCACAUCGGGGGGAUUUGGCAAUUCACCAUUUGGGGCUGGGGCUCCAUUUGCGAACCCAUUCAGCUCUAGCUCAGGUACUGGGUUUACAUUGUCUUCAGCUAGCUCUUCUGCUGGUGCAUCAACAGUGGCCAGUACAAGUGUAUUUGCCAGCACCACCGCUGCUUCAUCAGCCUCCACUUUCAGCAACCCUUUCAGCUCAAGUUCAUCCCCUCCAAGCACAUUUACGUUUGGACAAUCGGCCUCUUCUGGCAGUGCUUUUGCAUUUGGAGCGCAGCCUGCUCCAACUUUCUCAUCUCAGCCUCCUGUUUUCUCAUUUACCACAGCAAACACAAGCAUGAACUCGUCUACUCCGCAGCCUGCAUUUGGAAUGACAAAUACGAACACAGCCUUUGGCAUGGGCUCCCCCGGAAAUGAUCAGAUGAAUGAAGACAGCAUGGCAAAUGACACGAACCAAGCAGCACCAGCACCGAUAUUUGGUUCACCCUUUGGACAGCAGAAUAGUACCCCCGCUGCCCCGGCAUUUGGCGCUCCUGCAGUGCAGCCAGGUGGAGCUUUUCAGUUCGGGGGCCAACAACAAGCUGCACAGCAGAAUCCGUCCUUCCCAGCUGCUGGCAGUCUAGAGUUUCAGGGUGGGAAUUUCUCUUUGGGCAGCGGUGGCGGCGGUGGUGACAAGUCGAACAGAAGAAUGAUCAAGGUCAAAAGGGUACCUAAGAAGAGAUGAGCCCCUCAGGACAGUACAAACCACAUCUCAUGGCUGGCGUGUAAACCAAGCCCCCCAAGGUCAUCGGAGCCGGCGCCCAAGCCCGCGAAGCAGGACGCCAAGCCGGCCGCCGCCGCCGCCGCUGCCGCUGCCGCUGCCACUGCCACCAACCCCAGCUCCAACUCAUCCGGCGAGGCGCCCAGGCCGCGGCCCAAGGUGCCGCAGGUGAAGCGCGUGUCCAGCGCCGGGCUGCUCGUCGGCUCCGUGCUUAAGCGCAAGACGGAGAACCUCAAGGACAAGUACAGCCUGGGGCGCCGGCUCGGGCAGGGCCAGUUCGGCACCACGUACCUCUGCGUGGAGCGGAGCACCGGGAAGGAGUUCGCGUGCAAGUCCAUCCUCAAGCGGAAGCUCGUCACCGACGACGACGUCGAGGACGUGCGCCGGGAGAUCCAGAUAAUGUACCACCUGGCCGGGCACCCCAACGUGAUCUCCAUCCGUGGCGCCUACGAGGACGCCGUGGCCGUGCACCUCGUCAUGGAGCUCUGCGCCGGCGGCGAGCUGUUCGACCGGAUCGUGCAGAGGGGGCACUACACCGAGCGGAAGGCCGCCGAGCUCGCCAGGGUCAUCGUCGGCGUCGUCGAGGUGUGCCACUCCAUGGGCGUAAUGCAUCGGGAUCUCAAGCCAGAGAACUUCCUCUUCGUUGACCAGAAGGAGGAGGCCUCUCUCAAGACAAUUGACUUUGGUCUGUCCAUUUUCUUUCGGCCUGGUCAAAUAUUCACUGAUGUUGUCGGUAGCCCUUACUACGUGGCACCAGAGGUCCUCAAGAAGAAAUAUGGUCCCGAGGCAGAUGUUUGGAGUGCCGGUGUAAUCAUUUACAUCUUGCUUUGUGGUGUGCCACCAUUCUGGGCAGAGAACGAGCAGGGUAUAUUUGAAGAGGUUUUACAUGGGAAACUUGAUUUCGAGUCAGAGCCGUGGCCUAGUAUCUCUGAAGGCGCCAAAGAUCUUGUGAGACGAAUGCUUAUUAGGGACCCAAAGAAGAGACUGAUUGCUCAUGAAGUUCUACGGCAUCCAUGGGUCCAGGUUGGUGGCCUGGCUCCUGAUAAGCCGUUGGAUUCUGCUGUUCUGUCCCGUAUGAAACAGUUCUCAGCUAUGAAUAAGCUGAAAAAGAUGGCUCUUAGGGUGAUUGCCGAGAACCUAUCCGAGGAUGAGAUCGCCGGCCUGAAAGAAAUGUUCAAGAUGAUAGACACAGACAACAGCGGGACCAUCACCUUCGAAGAGCUGAAGGUCGGCUUGAAAAAGGUUGGCGCCAAUCUCCAGGAGUCCGAGAUCCAGGCGCUCAUGCAAGCAGCGGACGUGGAUAACAGCGGCUCGAUCGACUACGGCGAGUUCAUCGCGGCGACGCUGCACCUGAACAAGGUGGAGCGGGAGGACCACCUGUUCGCGGCGUUCCAGUACUUCGACAAGGACGGCAGCGGGUACAUCACCGCCGACGAGCUGCAGCUGGCGUGCGAGGAGUUCGGCCUGGGCGACGUGAAGCUCGAGGACAUGAUCGGGGAGGUGGACCAGGACAACGAUGGGCGCAUAGACUACAACGAGUUCGUGGCCAUGAUGCAGAAGCCCACGCUGGGGCUCCCCAAGAAGGCCGGCGGCCUGCAGAACAGCUUCAGCAUCGGCUUCAGGGAGGCAUUGAGGAUACAAUAAUAUAGCAUCGAGGAAUGGAUGUCAUAGCCGGCGGGGAGAGAGUUCUGCUACUGCUUGUAGAUUAUUGGAGCGUCGACUGGGUGUGGGUGAGUACAGUACAGCUGCUGUAGAGAUGGGUGGUCACAACGGCAAGGAGCGGGCAGCCAUGGGCCUGGGCCGGAGCCCUCAGCCCACGUGCCACUGCUGAAUGGGGCUCCGUUGUUUGAUUACGUGAGAAAAAGUACAGAUGGUUUUGUUUU
Panicum virgatum (switchgrass) is the source of this 6291-nucleotide messenger RNA. Its product is annotated as nuclear pore complex protein NUP1-like. The transcript is spliced from 17 exons. Lineage: Eukaryota; Viridiplantae; Streptophyta; Magnoliopsida; Poales; Poaceae. The record is from RefSeq and is a predicted model, not a curated record. Gene Ontology annotation, biological process: protein autophosphorylation; peptidyl-serine phosphorylation; intracellular signal transduction. Gene Ontology annotation, molecular function: ATP binding; calcium-dependent protein serine/threonine kinase activity; calmodulin binding. Gene Ontology annotation, cellular component: cytoplasm; nucleus.